CCCAGCGGAGCAGGCCCCAGCCUCUGUUCUCCGCCCCCUCCCGUUCCCCUCACCUCGGCUCGCCCCUACUCCGAUCCUCCUCCUCGAGAUCUCCAAGGCCACGAGCGCUUCCGCACCGCUCCGCCUCCGCCGCGCCCGCCGCUAGCGAUUUUGGCCGCCGCCGGGGGAGAUGGCAGGCCUGGGAAAGGCGAUGUACGCGGUGGGGUUCUGGAUCCGGGAGACCGGCCAGGCCCUCGACCGCCUCGGCUGCCGCCUGCAGGGCAACUACUUCUUCCACGAGCAGAUUUCAAGGCAUCGCACACUCAUGAACAUCUUUGACAAAACCCCUCAUGUUCAUAGAGAUGCAUUUGUUGCUCCAAGUGCAUCACUUAUUGGUGAUGUUCAAGUUGGACCAGGAGCUUCCAUUUGGUACGGGUGCGUUCUAAGAGGGGAUGCAAACAACAUUCAGAUUGGAUCUGGGACCAAUAUACAAGACAAUUCUCUUGUGCAUGUGGCGAAGUCUAAUCUAAGUGGGAAAGUCUUUCCAACAAUUAUCGGUGAAAAUGUCACAGUAGGUCAUAGCGCUGUCUUACAAGGAUGCACCAUUGAGGAUGAAGCUUUUGUUGGUAUGGGGGCAACCCUAUUGGAUGGUGUCAUUGUGGAAAAGCAUGGAAUGGUUGCUGCCGGAGCCCUCGUAAGACAGAAUACAAGGAUCCCUUCUGGAGAGGUAUGGGGAGGAAACCCUGCCAAAUUUCUGAGGAAGCUCACUGAUGAUGAAAUAGCUUUUAUUGCUGAAUCGGCUGCCAACUAUUUUAGUCUGUCCAAGGAGCAUGCUGCUGAGAAUGCCAAGCCACUUGAGAAGGUUGAGUUCGAGAAGGUGCUGCCCAAGAAGUUUGCUCACCAGGACGAAGAAUAUGAUUCCACGAUCGGUGUCACUCGAGAGGCCCCACCAGAGCUGACGCCUCCCACUCCAGCCCAAUAAACCUCUGUUUUUUUUCCUGUUUUCUCUUUGCUGCCAUUAUCGUCUUCUAUUGGGACAGUGCUGGAUCGUUGAUUGGGACACUGUUCCAUGAGUCUGGUGGUUUAUGUCUACUUUUUCCUCCCCAAUAAUCUUUGGGUCGAGCAAUGUUAUAAAGCUGGCCAUGCACUUCUUCAAGUUUCUGUAUCCAAGUAUGUUUAAGAUGUGCUCCCUGGAAAGACAGACCCCACUAAAUAGACAGACAUGCAUUGUUUUGACGUGGAUACUGAAUUACAUUAUUCUUUCGGUGGUUGGCCA
Molecule: messenger RNA, 1255 nt
Organism: Setaria italica (foxtail millet)
Lineage: Eukaryota; Viridiplantae; Streptophyta; Magnoliopsida; Poales; Poaceae
Product: gamma carbonic anhydrase 1, mitochondrial
Exons: 5
Coding region: 170-961 (263 amino acids)
Source: RefSeq, a predicted model, not a curated record